Fomitopsis serialis is the source of this 720-nucleotide messenger RNA. RefSeq lists its product as uncharacterized. The record is from RefSeq and is a predicted model, not a curated record. NCBI's taxonomy places the organism in Eukaryota, Fungi, Basidiomycota, Agaricomycetes, Polyporales, Fomitopsidaceae. The transcript has 4 exons. The coding region runs from base 60 to 638 and encodes 192 amino acids.
CUCAAGAGCACCGCUCCUUCGACCAAUCUUUCUCUCCUUUUCUCCUCGUUUUGUCAGUCAUGUUCGCCUUCGGUGCCAUCGCUACUUUGUUCACUGCGUCCGUGUCGGCUAUCCCUGCCUUGAACACUCGUCAGACGGGCGCAUCAUGUGCGGGCUUCGGUAGCGGCUCCACCGACACCCCGACGUACAACUUCACGCUUACGGCGCACAACACCACGCUCCCGAACACCAACAGCACCGGUGCGCCGCUCGUCCUCGGGUGGGGUCCUCCCGGGACGAGUUCAGAGGCGAGUUACUGGGCGAUCUCGACGUAUGCGGAGUGGCAUUCCAACCAGUGGCCAUACUUCUCCCUUGAGGCAUACGACUACGACAUUGCCUCUGGCGCGGAAGUUGGGUUCAUUGUGCUUCCAACCGAUCCCGGCCGCGACGUCCCUAAGAUCUAUUGCGCUGCUCUGCGUGAUGAUUAUGUUAUGCUGGCGGUAAACAACGACGCGGACAGCUUUUCGCUUUGCCAGGCUGUUCCGGACCCCCGCCCCAACAACGUCCUUGUGUACCAGGCGAACGCCGAUAACAGUCAGACCUACGACUACAGCACUUGCUACGGUGUAGAUGUCUACCUCAUCCCAUACUACGGUUAAUGUUGGCGCGUUUUCUUGGGGAUUGGUUGUGCUCGAGCUAGCGGGUCGGACCAUGGACUAUUGCACUAUGAUUGCCUGUCAC